AAUAGCCGUCGGUUGCCGCCCACCUCAUGAAUAUUCACAUCUAAGUCGUCUUGCGUGCGUCUACGCGAUGACGCAAGGCGGCCACAGUGGAUCCCGAUUGCUGCAGCCGCUUGUCAGUGUGAUGAAGAUUGGCACUCAGCCUGCCCAUAUAAUGCUUCAGUGUUGGCAGUGGCUACAGUGAUCACGAUGGCAGGCCAGCCUGUGACAAUGCGCAAGUACGAGGAGAGAGUUCAGCAGGGGAUCGAGCAGACAGACGGUGAUCCAGACACAGGAAUGGGGAGAAACCUCAACAAUGCUCUUGCCGAGUCCAAUCGCAUGGAUGCAGAUAAAGCUUCCAUAUACAGGCAUCCGCUCUUUCCUCUCCUCACCCUUCUGUUUGAGAAGUGCGAGCAGUCCACUCAGAGCUCUGACUGUGUCACUUCGGCAAGCUUUGAUAUCGAUAUCCAGAAUUUUGUACGCAACCAAGAGAAAGACGCCAAGGCUUUCUUCAGCGAAGACACUGAGCUAGACAACCUGAUGGUGAAGGCCAUUCAGGUUCUCAGGAUUCACCUGCUGGAGCUGGAGAAGGUCAGCGAUCUGUGUAAAGACUUCUGUAGCAGAUACAUCUCCUGCCUGAGGAGCAAGAUGAACAGCGAGACGCUGCUGAGUGGAGAGACAGAUGGCCCCUACUCUCCCCUGCAUGCUCAGGAUACCCAGGGCACUGUGGUUCCUGUCUCACCUAUGCAACAAGGUGUAUCAGCAGUCAGUCAGUCUCAAAUGGCUUCAGGUGGUGCAGUGUACCAGCCGGUCACAUUAGUCACACCCCAAGGCCAUGUCAUGGCUCAGGCCAUCUCACCGAGCAAGAUACACAUCCAGAACUCCCAGCAUUUACAGCUGCAGAUGAAUCAGGAUUUUGGAUUCUUCACUAAUGAAGACAGUUCUUCUAAAAACAAGCGUGGCGUCCUCCCCAAACAGGCCACCAACGUCAUGCGCUCAUGGCUCUUCCAGCACAUUGCGCACCCAUAUCCUACUGAAGAUGAGAAGAAACAGAUUGCUCAUCAAACCAAUCUCACUCUGCUACAGGUCAACAACUGGUUCAUUAAUGCACGGAGGCGGAUCCUCCAGCCGAUGUUAGACGCCAGCUCCACAGAGAUGCCCAAAACCAAGAAGAAGACUCCACAGACCCGUCCUCUACAGCGCUUCUGGCCUGAUUCAAUCGCUUCCUCUAUGUCCCAGCAACAGUUCACCAUGGACGACGUUAACAUAGUUACAGUUGGGAUGAGCAUGGAUGGCUACGAAACCCUCUCCUCAGAUGGAGCUACGCUCGCCAUGCAGCAAGUCAUGAUGGGUAAUCACAGCGAGGAGGAAACAGAUGACAGUGAGGAUGAGAAUGAUACACAUCUGUCUUCAGCUAACAUGACUGAUCUGGGUCUGAAUACCAGUAACUGACUGACUGACACUCUCACUCUCUCUCUCUCUCUCUCUCUCUCUCUCUCUCUCUCUCUUUCAUAACUCACACACACACGCACACACACAAAAGGCUUGACAUGGAGAUGUCUUUGGCAAAUCUGAUACUCUUGCACUACUAAGAGGAUCUCAGAAAUACCCCUUAAAGUACUGUACACACACGCACACGGUUGACAGAGAGCAUUACAUACAGGUGUGCUAAUUUAUGAGAUGUUUUUAAUGCUUAGACGUUUAAGUGAGUGCACUUUUUUUAUGAUAAAAUCCAAAACAGCAAAAAAAAAAAAAAGGAAACAGAAUGUCCCCAAGUUUUUAAAACUCUUGUUAUUUAGAAUUUGUUACACAAUUUGCAUUCUAUGAUAACUCCUCUGGAUGCCAAUUUUUUUUUUUUUUUUUUUUGCAAGUGCUUGUGAUGGUGUGAUUGUGAUUUUUUCCCCCUCUGCAUGCUGGUGUUUCUCUGCUGUCCUCAUUCUCUCUCACAACCACGUCACGAGAGCAAAAAAUGAGAGAUGCUUAUUUUUAUAUAUUAAGAGCAAAAUGUUUAUUUCUUUUUUUUUUCUUGGUUUGUUUUAUGUUUUAUAAUAUUUAUGUACAAAAAAAAAAAAAACAUGCUAGUUAGUUGCCCAGUUUUCAGGGCUUUGUAACAUUUUAUAAGAAAACAAAAAAAACCAAAACAAAACAGAAUUUUAAACUUUUUGCAUACAUACGUUAGCUCCAAAACUAUGCCUUACAUUGUUCUUUUGUAAAAUGAACUGAAGCACAUGCCUUGUUGAGUAACUGAUGAGUGGCUCCCUCUCUUUCCGCUGCGUUAGCUGUAAAGGUGGGAAAUCAUAUUAUACUCAGUAAAAGUAGUUAGUAUCAAGCCUCAAGCUACAAUUAAUGUGUGGUUUUCAAUUUUGCUGCACUGUACAUUUUUUUUCACUCUGUGUAAACGUCAUGUCUGCUAAUUAAUCAUCAGUAUGCUGAGUGAACGAGAAAUAUGCAGAGCACGCAAUCCCCUGGAAUGACGUAGAGAGCUGCUGAUCUAGAUCUCAUGGGUUUACAGAUGAAUUUAUAAAACUGUCUCAAAAUGUUACUUAUAAGCAUUAAAAACAUUAGUGUGUUCAACAAA
Messenger RNA from Hemibagrus wyckioides, 2554 nucleotides. It is a transcript of the gene pknox1.1, whose product is annotated as pbx/knotted 1 homeobox 1.1. Gene Ontology annotation, biological process: regulation of transcription by RNA polymerase II; angiogenesis. The record is from RefSeq and is a predicted model, not a curated record. The transcript has 11 exons. Gene Ontology annotation, molecular function: DNA-binding transcription factor activity, RNA polymerase II-specific; RNA polymerase II cis-regulatory region sequence-specific DNA binding. NCBI's taxonomy places the organism in Eukaryota, Metazoa, Chordata, Actinopteri, Siluriformes, Bagridae. Bases 187 to 1428 code for a protein of 413 amino acids.